AUGACCAUCGCCAGUAUAUCUAUGCCGCGAUGGGUCAGCUACAGUCCCAACGGCGAGCGCGAAUACUCGUACGGCCUGCACAGUCGCUGCUCCGCCGUCACAGGCACCUGCGUUCCCUUCCCCAAGAUGAGCGACUGCACAAAGGACCCGUCCUUCUGCAAUAUGUGGAGGACCGUCGGUUUCCUGACAUCUUUUGGCGUCGUCGUUGAGCUAUGCGCCAUCGUAUCCUUCAUUGUCAUCAUCUCUGGUGGGGUGCAGCGCAGGGCCGCAGGCUGGCAGGUGGCCGUUGGCGUACUUUCCUUCAGCGCCAUCGUCCAGUGCGCCGGCAUGGCCAUAGUGGCAUUCCUCUUCGACAACGACGACCGCUUCUGGAAGGGCUGGCACCUUGACCUCUCGUGGUCUCUCUGCACCGCCAGCUGGACCAUCCUCUUCCUGACUUCCGUCGGCAUCGCCGUCUCCGCCUUCUACCUCCCCGUCGAAGGCGACUACGAGCUCAUUCCCGAAGAGUACUACGGUCCGCCAGACGAUCGGCUUCUUUCGCGCAUCUCCGCUUGGGACAACGGGUUCAAAGGCCCUGGCGAGGGUAUGCAGUAUAGCUACCAGAGGGAUCAGGAUAGCAUGAGCGAUGUUGUUAGUAUUGCGGCGAGCAGUAUUGCACCAAGUAAUAGGAGAGAGAGCAGUGUUGCUCCGAGUAAUAGGAGGGAAAGCGAUGCUAGGAGAUGA
Molecule: messenger RNA, 723 nt
Organism: Alternaria arborescens
Lineage: Eukaryota; Fungi; Ascomycota; Dothideomycetes; Pleosporales; Pleosporaceae
Exons: 3
Coding region: 1-723 (240 amino acids)
Source: RefSeq, a predicted model, not a curated record